Messenger RNA from Lecanosticta acicola, 1327 nucleotides. NCBI's taxonomy places the organism in Eukaryota, Fungi, Ascomycota, Dothideomycetes, Mycosphaerellales, Mycosphaerellaceae. The record is from the annotation of a GenBank genome assembly.
AUGGCCACGGUCGUGCUUGGAGCCCAGUGGGGUGACGAGGGCAAGGGCAAGAUCGUCGACGUUAUCUGCCAGGACAAAAUCCAACUCUGCUGCAGAGCACAGGGAGGUCACAACGCGGGACACACCAUUGUGAAGAAUCUCAAUGGCACGGAGACCAAAUUCGAUGUCCACAUCCUGCGUAAGCUCCUUCGCUUGCUCACUCCCGAGCAGUGCUAACCUCUGCGCAGCUUCUGGCGUCCUGACAGACGGCUGCGUAAACCUAGUCGGCUCCGGAUGCGUGGUCUACAUCCCCAACUUCUUCGCCGAGAUUGAGAUGCUCAAUAAGCAUGGGAUCAACACCAAAGACCGCAUCCUACUCAGCGACCGCUGUCACGUGGACCUAGACCUGCACACGAGCGUCGAUGGUCUGGAAGAGGUCGAGCUAGGCAAGGGCAGCAUUGGCACAACAAAGAAGGGCAUUGGCCCAACAUACUCCACCAAGGCAACGCGGAGUGGUGUGCGAGUCGCGGACAUCUUCAACAAGGACCUGUUUGACGACAAACUCCGUCUCCUGGCCCACGGCUUCAAGAAGCGAUAUGGGGACCUCCUCAAGUACGAUCCGGAAGAGGAAAUCAAGCGAUUCGACGUCUACCGGGAUCAAUUGAAGGACUACGUCGUGGACCAGGUACCGUUGAUAGAGUCUGCGGUCAAGGGCAACGUCAAGAUGCUUGUUGAGGGUUCCCAAGCGCUUAUGUUGGAUCUGGACAACGGCACUUACCCCUUUGUCACUUCUUCCAAUACCGGCCUCGGUGGAUGCAUGACGGGUCUCCAUCUAAGUCCACGGAAUCUUAAGGAGAUAAUUGGAGUUGUGAAGGCGUAUACCACGCGCGUUGGAUCCGGACCGUUUCCCUCAGAGCAGCUGAACGAAUAUGGCGAGAAGCUUCAACAGAUCGGCAAGGAGUAUGGGGUCACUACUGGACGUAAGCGGCGCUGCGGCUGGCUGGACCUGGUCGUGGUCAAGUUCUCCAAUGCCGUCAACUGGUACGACGCGAUCAAUCUCACGAAACUCGAUAUUCUCGACGACUUCGACGAGAUCAAAGUUGCUACUGAGUACCAACACAAAGGACAGAAGUUGGCCUCUUUCCCCGCCGACCUUUCCAUUUUGGACAACUUGGAGGUCAAGUACGAGACUCUCCCAGGAUGGAAGGCGAAUACGGUUGGCUUGAAGCACUACGAAGACCUCCCGGAGAACGCGCGCAAAUACGUCGAGUUCAUUGAGAACUUUGUUGGCGUGCGCAUCAAGUACAUUGGCACCGGUCCAGGCAACGAGAACAUGAUUAUUCGGUAG